This is a messenger RNA of Prunus dulcis (almond), 3088 nucleotides long. Its product is annotated as importin subunit beta-1. Gene Ontology annotation, cellular component: cytoplasm; nucleus. The transcript has 3 exons. Gene Ontology annotation, molecular function: small GTPase binding; nuclear import signal receptor activity. The record is from RefSeq and is a predicted model, not a curated record. Gene Ontology annotation, biological process: protein import into nucleus. NCBI's taxonomy places the organism in Eukaryota, Viridiplantae, Streptophyta, Magnoliopsida, Rosales, Rosaceae. Bases 241 to 2862 code for a protein of 873 amino acids.
UCCAAGCAUUCGAAAUAUAAACCAUUAUAUAAAUCGCCGAUAAAUUCUUAUUCAUUCAGACGCUCUCUUCCUCAAUCUAUCUCUCUUCUCUCUCGCUCUCUCUGUGCUCUGCUUUGUCUCUACGCAACGUGCAGAGGGGAGGUGAAGUGCUCGCUUGCUCGUCCAUUUGUUCAUCGAGUAGGGUUUUAGAGCCUUACUCGCGCGCGCUGCUUCAUCGGCUUCUACUUGGGUAGGAAAUAAAUGGCUAUGGAGAUUACUCAGUUUCUAUUGGCAGCUCAAUCAGCUGAUGCAAGAAUUCGUACUGAAGCGGAGGCUAAUCUUAGGCAAUUUCAAGAGCAAAAUGUUCCUUCUUUUCUUCUGUCUUUGUCAGUUGAGCUUGCAAACAAUGAGAAACCCACUGAAUCCCGUACGUUGGCUGGUAUAGUGCUUAAGAACUCAUUAGAUGCCAAAGAUGCUGUUACAAAAGAACAUCUUGCUCGACAAUGGAUGGCUAUUGACAUUUCUAUUAUAUCCCAAAUCAAGGACUUGCUCUUAAGGACACUUGGGUCACCUGUGUCAGAGGCAAGACACACCUCUGCCCAAGUUAUUGCGAAAAUUGCUUCUAUUGAUAUUCCCAGGAAACAGUGGACUGGCCUAAUUGGAUCUUUGCUUAACAAUAUGACUCAGCGAGAUAGCCCUGCUGGUUUGAAACAGUCAACCUUGGAAACACUUGGUUAUGUAUGUGAGGAGAUAUCCCAUCAAGAUCUUGGGCAAGAUGAGGUGAACAAUGUUCUUACUGCUGUAGUCCAAGGAAUGAACCUUGCUGAAAACAGCCCUGAAGUCCGUCUUGCUGCAACAAGGGCUCUAUAUAAUGCCCUGGAAUUUGCACAGACCAACUUUGAAAAUGAGAUGGAACGGAAUUACAUCAUGAAGAUGAUCUGUGAGACGGCCUUGUCUAAGGAGGUAGAUAUUAGGCAGGCUGCUUUUGAGUGUCUUGCUUCAAUUGCUUCAAGGUACUAUGAGGUGCUUGAGCCUUAUAUGCAGGCUCUCUUUGAGCUUACGUCAAAUGCUGUAAAGGGGGAUGAAGAGGCCGUUGCCCUCCAAGCAAUUGAGUUUUGGAGCUCCAUUUGUGAUGAAGAAAUAGAGCUUCAAGAAUUUGAGAGUGGUGAGAGUGGGGACUCUGUGCCUCAUUCACGUUUUAUAGAAAAAGCUCUGACGUCUCUAGUUCCAAUGCUGCUGGAAACUUUGCUGAAACAGGAAGAAAAUCUAGACCAAGAUGACAACAUUUGGAAUAUUGCAAUGGCUGGCGGGACAUGCCUAGAACUUGUUGCCAGGACUGUUGGGGAUGCCAUUCUACCCCUUGUGAUGCCAUUUGUGGAGGCUAACAUAGUGAAGCCAGAUUGGCACUGUCGCGAGGCAGCCACAUUCGCAUUUGGCUCAAUCAUUGAAGGCCCAACCAUUGAGCAGCUAUCUGGUCUGGUCCAUGCAGGUUUAGAUUUCCUGCUAAGAUUAAUGAAGGAUGAAAACAACCAUGUCAAAGACACUACUGCUUGGACUCUCAGUCGUAUAUUUGAGUUUUUGCACCAUCCUGCCCGGGGAUUUUCUGUGAUUUCUCCUGACAACCUUCCAAGGGUGGUGGAAGUAUUGUUGGAAGGCACUAAGGAUGCUCCAAAUGUUGCAGAGAAGGUCUGUUGCGCCAUUUAUCACCUUUGCCAAGGGUAUGAGGAAGCAGGAACCUCUUCCUCUCUCUUUACUCCAUAUGUCCCAGCCAUCAUUGAAUGUCUUCUUUCCACUGCUAGUCGUCCAGAUGGGGAUGAUUCUAGAUUGAGGUCUACUGCAUAUGAAUCAGUGAAUGCGGUCGUAAGGUGUUCCAAUAUUGUAGAAACAUCACCAAUUAUAGUUCAGCUACUCCCUGUGAUCAUGAAUAAGUUGAGUCAGACUUUGGAGCUUCAGAUUGUAUCGUCAGAUGACAAGGAAAAGCAAGGAGACUUGCAAGCUUCUUUUUGUGGUGUCCUCCAGGUUAUCAUUCAGAAACUUAGCAGUGUUGAGGAAACUAAGCGCUUUAUAUUGGAGGCAGCAGAUCAGAUAAUGCUUUUGUUUCUUAGAGUGUUUGCUUGCCGUAGUUCUACAGUGCAUGAGGAAGCAAUGCUUGCUAUAGGUGCACUGGCUUAUGCAACUGGGUCUCAUUUUGAAAAGUACCUGCCUGAACUGUACAAGUAUUUGGAGAUGGGGUUGCAGAAUUUUGAGGAGUAUCAAGUCUGUGCUAUCACAGUUGGGGUGGUUGGUGACAUUUGCCGUGCCUUGGAUGACAAGGCAUUACAGUACUGUGAUGGGAUUAUGAAUCACCUGAUGAAAGACUUGUCUAGUGAAGCGCUCCACCGGUCUGUCAAGCCUCCCAUAUUCUCUGUCUUUGGUGACAUAGCUCUCGCAAUAGGAGAGCAUUUUGAGAAGUAUACACCUUAUGCAGUGCAGAUGAUGCAGGGAGCUGCGGAGCUCUGUGCUCGGAUGGACUCCAGUGCUAAUGAUGAUGAGUUAUUGGAAUAUGGAAACCAGCUAAAGUGUAGCAUCUUUGAAGCUUAUUCUGGUAUACUUCAGGGCUUUAAGAAUUCAAAGCCUCAUGUCAUGCUACCAUAUGCCCAACAUAUCCUGCAGUUUGUUGAAUUGGUCUUAAGGGAGACGCACAGGGAUGACAGUGUGACAAAUGCUGCAGUUGCUGCAUUGGGUGACGUUGCAGAUGUACUUGGCCCAAACAUUAAGCCGCUGUUUGGGGACCUUGCAUUCAUUGAUGCCUUUUUGCAAGAGUGUCUUCAAUCCGAUGAUGAACAACUCAGGACAACGGCAGCUUGGACUCUGGAGAGGAUUAGGCGCAUCAUGGAGUCAUGAGAAGUGGCUGGUUCUUUUGUGAGUAAAUGAUAUUUUCUGUCUAGUAUUAGUAUUCAGCGAGGCCUAAUGGACACAGGUUCUGUACUUUCGAGAUUUCUUAGAAAACCAUCAUCAUUGAAGCCAGUAUGAAGGUGGCUUUUCUUAUGUUUUUGAACUCUGUUAAUUUUAAUACAUCCACUGAUCAGUGGUUUGAUGGGUCAAUUUUUAUGUUCUUCAGUUUUUCUCA